GCCCUCUGGUCAGCUGAGCUGGAUGAGAGAUAUAAAACCUCCUCAGAAGUUCAGUCAGCUGCAGUUUAAUGUGUCUGUAUGUAUGUGUGUCAGAUUAAUAAUAACUUAUUUAUGAGAAACCGUCUUAAGUAAAUAAUUUUGCACUAAAUAAUAUUUAAGGUAUCUUUGCUAAAACCAGAGGAAAACAGCCCACUCCUGCCUGGAGAGAUCAAGUCUGUCACCAUGGUCGCCACAAGCACUUUAAAAACCAAGAGCAGCGAAUGCAUCUCAGAUCUGUUUGACCGAAGAUAUGACCAGGCUUGCAUUGAGAAAGAACUGGAUUUCUGGGAUCACUGCUUGGCCGAACCCCAGAGGAACACGGAUGCCACUGAAGACCGAACUUGUCAACAGCUGGCCAAAAUGUUCGAAAACUGCCUGUCACGAGCCAAAAAGACGACGCUGCACUGCUCCUCUGUGCUGGUACCAGAGAAGCUCACACGUAGAAUAGCUCGCGAGGUCCUGCGGCUGGCGUCCUGCGAGCCCUGCGGCCUGCGCGGCUGCGUCCUCUACGUCCACCUGGAGCUGGAAAAGGGCUGCAAGCGGCUGGAGCGCAUCGUGUACGACGCGACCGUGGUGCCCACGUUUGAGCUGACUCUCGUGUUCAAGCAGGACGGCACCGCCUGGCCCAGCCUGCGGGACUUCCUUUUUAUGGGGACCUGCUUCGCCCCGACUUUCAGGCACGUACUUAAACUGAGUCCAGGUUUCCGACUUGUGAAGAAAAAACUGUACUCCUCCUCGGCUGGCACCGUGGUAGAGGAGUGCUGAACUAUGGGAGGGAUUAGAGCGGGAUAUCGGGUUUCCAGUGGGUAAAAGCACUUCUGCCCAAAUGUAAAUGACACUCUGGUGGUGUCAUAUUUUCUACAGUGUUUUUGUACAAUACAGUUUGUCAGUUCAACUAUUAGUAGCCAGUUUGGAACUUGGGAUGUAAAGUUAAAAGCUUGAUAGUUCUGGUUUUGGCUUCAGUGUUUCUAAGUGCAUUUUUUUUUUUAUCAGCACAAUUGUAAUAUCCUGAAUGUUUUUUCUUUUCUAAUUGGAGCAUUUGUUGCUCAAACACAAUUUUAAACUGUACAUUUUGCAGAUGAAUGUAAAACCAUGUUCACGUCAACAUGUUUGAGAGGGACAUACUGUGGGUACACUUUAGUUAAAAAGACACUAGCCACUUUGUUGAUGCGUCUGUGUUUCCAUAUCCAUUGAAUGUGUUCAGCAGCAGUAAACACACCUGGGCUUGAAUAGGAGACUGAAAUGUAGUCUUUGGGGGCCAUAUGUAGCUUGUUGUGUAAUGCUGUAUUUAGAGCUGCGGAUGAAGACUGAAUAUCUUGUGAAGAUGCUGCUGUCAUGGUGUGGGCUUCUCACACUAUAGGGGAAUGUGGAUGCCUUAAAUGUCCUAGAAAUGUACUUUUUUUUUUUCACUCUGAGCUGUUUGAUGUAAACGUUUUAUGCAUUUAUUUUUUUUACACCCCCUCCCCCAGACGCAUCUUUUCAAUGCAGAGCCUUUAUAGACUAUUAAAAGGAUGGUUGACCCAAAUGUAAACACUUAUUUGAUUUUAUGUAAUUUUGUUAACUCGGGACGUGCAAAGAAAUUACUGAAGGUCCAGCUAGCAAUUCAAGGUUUUUGGUGAAUUCCCUACAGUUUUUUGUUCUUUUUUAAAAUGCCAUUUGAACAAAACUACGUCUUGUCUAUUGGACAAUAAAAAAUUGAAACCUUA
Messenger RNA from Sebastes umbrosus (honeycomb rockfish), 1745 nucleotides. Its product is annotated as DNA damage-inducible transcript 4-like protein. Bases 223 to 804 code for a protein of 193 amino acids. The transcript has 3 exons. Gene Ontology annotation, cellular component: cytoplasm. The record is from RefSeq and is a predicted model, not a curated record. Gene Ontology annotation, biological process: negative regulation of signal transduction. NCBI's taxonomy places the organism in Eukaryota, Metazoa, Chordata, Actinopteri, Perciformes, Sebastidae.